This is a messenger RNA of Salvelinus fontinalis (brook trout), 2223 nucleotides long. RefSeq lists its product as uncharacterized. The transcript has 5 exons. Bases 1192 to 2205 code for a protein of 337 amino acids. Lineage: Eukaryota; Metazoa; Chordata; Actinopteri; Salmoniformes; Salmonidae. The record is from RefSeq and is a predicted model, not a curated record.
CUAUCUCUCCCUCUGCCCUCUGCCCUCCCUUCUACUGGAUAAAUAUUAACACAUAAAUCCCUAUAAAGCGCUGCUCACAUGGACACAGCAACAACACUUCAACAGAGGACAUAUACCAGCCAUCUACAACCUAGAGGACAUCAGCCAGCCAUCUACAAUCUAGAGGACAUCAACCAGCCAUCUACAAUCUAGAGGACAUAAACCAGCCAUCUACAAUCUCUAGGACAUCAGGCAGCCAUCUACAAUCUAGAGGACAUAAAAACCAGCCAUCUACAAUCUAGAGGACAUAAAAACCAGCCAUCUACAAUCUAGAGGACAUCAGGCAGCCAUCUACAAUCUAGAGGACAUAAACCAGCCAUCUACAAUCUCUCUGUGUGUGUAGCUAUGAGGGGAGUUGUCCUUCUCUUCCUGCUGUCUCUCUGGCCUGGAGGCCAGGUGGAUGCUAUCGAUCAAGAUGUAUUGGCUAAUGUGGUACAAGAGAUGAGAAGGUUCGGCCUUGGGGGACGCCAGUAUGCCAUGGCUGUCUUACUCACCAAACAGCAGUGCACCAAAAAUAGAGCAAUCUUUGAUGUAGGCGUGCAACCUCAGGUUGUCCAGAACGCACUUAAUGGUAACAAUGUCUACACAGGAAACCGGCUCAUCGCAGCCACACCUCUUAGAAUAGUCCAGGCUGGCAGAACUAAAACAGACCAUGCUGAGUACCGUCUCUUGAGUGGUGGUAAUACCAACCUCAGCCCAAUGCAGACUCUGAUAAACAGUGCUGGUCUUAAUGAUGGUCAAUGUAUCGUCUUCUUCUCCACCUACUCUCCCUGUCUGGAGAAAUGCAACAACCCUAAUGGACGAAACGAUAUUGUCCCCUUAAUGAACGUCUUUCAAGGCUUUGACAAAAACCGUAAGGCCUUUGUCUUCUCCUCGGUUUGGGACCCUUCAAGGAACCAUCCAGGAGUGACCAACCCCUCUAGGCAGUGGAUGUUUGACUCCUUCAAGAGAAUAGAUGGAUACCUACCUUUAUAUCGAUGUGACAGAUUCAAGGAAAACAAUAAAUGGGUCAACAGAUGUUACCGUUGUGUCACUGCCAACACAAAUCCUGAGACCAAUGACUGUCUGUAUGGAUACUCAUAGUGUACACUGUCUGUGUGGUACUAAUAGUGUACACUGUCUGUAUGGAUACUAAUAGUAUACACUGUCUGUAUGGAUACUAAAAGUGUACAAUAUCUCAAUGGUGAAAAUAUAGAACUGAAUAUUUUCUUUCUCUCUUUCCCUCUCUCUGUCCAUCCCCCUCUCUCUGUCCAUCUCUCUCUCUGUCCAUCUCUCUCUCUGUCCAUCCCUCUCUCUCUGUCCAUCCCUCUCUCUCUGUCCAUCCCUCUCUCUCUGUCCAUCUCUCUUUCUGUCCAUCUCUCUCUCUCUUUCCAUCUCUCUCUCUGUCCAUCUCUCUCUCUGUCCAUCUCUCUCUCUCUGUCCAUCCCCCUCUCUCUUUGUCCAUCCCCAUCUCUCUGUCCAUCUCUCUCUCUGUCCAUCUCUCUCUCUAUCCAUCCCUCUCUCUCUCUCUGUCCAUCUCUCUCUCUCUGUCCAUCUCUCUCUCUGUCCAUCUCUCUCUCUCUGUCCAUCUCUCUCUCUCUCUGUCCAUCUCUCUCCCUCUGUCCAUCUCUCUCUCUCUCUCUGUCCAUCUGUCUCUCUCUGUCCAUCUCUCUCUCUCUGUCCAUCUCUCUCUCUCUGUCCAUCUCUCUCUCUCUGUCCAUCUCUCUCUCUCUGUCCAUCUCUCUCUCUCUCUGUCCAUCUCUCUCUCUCUGUCCAUCUCUCUCUCUCUGUCCCUCUCUCUCUGUCCAUCCCUCUCUCUCUGUCCAUCCCUCUCUCUCUGUCCAUCCCUCUCCCUCUGUCAAUCCCUCUCUCUCUGUCCAUCUCUCUUUCUGUCCAUCUCUCUCUCUCUGUCCAUCUCUCUCUCUGUCCAUCUCUCUCUCUGUCCAUCUCUCUCUCUGUCCAUCCCCCUCUCUCUUUGUCCAUCCCCAUCUCUCUGUCCAUCUCUCUCUCUGUCCAUCUCUCUCUCUCUCUGUCCAUCUCUCUCUCUCUCUGUCCAUCUCUCUCUCUCUGUCCAUCUCUCUCUCUCUGUCCAUCUCUCUCUCUGUCCAUCUCUCUCUCUCUGUCCAUCUCUCUCUCUCUGUCCAUCUCUCUCUCUCUGUCCAUCUCUCUCUCUACACAGUUCAUUAAAGUUCACUAAAGCAGCAA